Molecule: messenger RNA, 2226 nt
Organism: Phalacrocorax carbo (great cormorant)
Lineage: Eukaryota; Metazoa; Chordata; Aves; Suliformes; Phalacrocoracidae
Source: RefSeq, a predicted model, not a curated record
CUGCCCCGCGGGGGCCGGGCCGGGCAGGGCAGAGCCGCGGCCUCGCGCAGGCAGCCGCCGCCGCUGCCGCCAUGGGCUGCACCGUGAGCGCUGAGGACAAGGCGGCCGCUGAGCGCUCCCGCAUGAUUGACAAGAACCUGCGGGAGGACGGUGAGAAGGCGGCGCGGGAGGUGAAGCUGCUGCUGCUCGGUGCUGGUGAGUCUGGGAAGAGCACCAUUGUCAAACAGAUGAAGAUCAUCCAUGAGGAUGGCUACUCAGAGGAGGAGUGCCGGCAGUACAAAGCCGUGGUUUACAGCAACACCAUCCAGUCCAUUAUGGCCAUCAUCAAGGCGAUGGGGAACCUGCAGAUUGACUUUGGAGACUCCUCCAGAGCAGAUGAUGCUCGGCAGCUGUUCGCACUCUCCUGCACUGCUGAGGAGCAGGGCAUCAUGCCGGAGGACCUGGCCAACGUGAUCCGGAGGCUGUGGACUGACAACGGGGUCCAGGCUUGUUUUAACCGCUCCCGAGAGUACCAGCUGAAUGACUCUGCUGCCUACUACUUGAAUGACCUGGAGAGGAUAGCCCGUGCCGACUACAUCCCCACCCAGCAGGACGUGCUGCGCACCAGGGUGAAGACCACUGGCAUUGUAGAGACCCACUUCACCUUCAAGGACCUGCAUUUCAAGAUGUUUGAUGUGGGUGGCCAGCGCUCGGAGCGGAAGAAGUGGAUCCACUGCUUCGAGGGGGUGACGGCUAUAAUUUUCUGUGUGGCCCUGAGUGCCUAUGACCUGGUGCUGGCUGAAGACGAGGAGAUGAACCGGAUGCACGAGAGCAUGAAGCUGUUUGACAGCAUCUGCAACAACAAGUGGUUCACAGACACGUCCAUCAUCCUCUUCCUCAACAAGAAGGACCUCUUUGAGGAGAAGAUUGUGCACAGCCCCCUGACCAUCUGCUUCCCUGAGUACACAGGGGCCAACAACUACGAUGAGGCGGCUGGCUACAUCCAGAGCAAGUUUGAGGACCUGAACAAGCGGAAGGACACCAAGGAGAUCUACACCCACUUCACCUGUGCCACCGACACCAAGAACGUGCAGUUUGUCUUUGACGCUGUCACUGAUGUCAUCAUCAAAAACAACCUGAAGGACUGUGGGCUUUUCUGAGGGCUGGUGUUGCCCAGGUGGGUGGUGGGUCCUGGUGGUGGCCCCCCAGAUGGGGUGGUCACAGAGCACCCUCCGUGGCCAGGACAGGUGCUGCCUGCUAUCCCUGCUGUGGCACAAGCUGGCGGGGGGGCCUGUGCACCCCUCCCCAGACCCCACCCACUCACCACCCAUUCUCUCCUAGGAUCCUCGUCCAUGCCAGUGAAGGAAGGACCGUGCCACCUGCCCACUCCUGCUUCUUUUUUUCAUCCCUAUGCCCCCAUCCCAUAAAGACACUUUUUGGGUGCCAGCAUGGUGGCAGGGCCCAUGUCCCCCCUGCCAUCCCCACUCGCCCCCCUGCCAUCCUCCUCACCUGGUGUCACCUGUUCUGCCUUCCUGGGGAAAAUGGUGUUUUAAUUUUGAUUUUUAACCCCUUAACCACUCCAGCCCUCCCGUUUAUUUGCUCCUGAGCCCUGGCGCUCUCACUGUUUACAUUACAAGUGUUGCUGGCAUAGGGGGGACACAGGGGCCCCAUUGGGUCUGCCCACCUGGCAGAAAACACGACCAACAACAUUCCUUUUAGUAAAUAAAAGAAAUAAAAAAACGGGGGGGGGGGGAACAACAACAAACCCAAACCUGUGCAAAAAAAAACCACACCACACCGGCUGGGUCAAGGUUGCUUUUUAAAGAAACCUUUCUACGGAACUAUUUAAAAGCAUUGAGUGCUACAUGGUGGUGGCACCCUCCAUGGUCAGCCCACCCCCCAACUGUGUGCCUUGGGGUGUGUGUGUGUGUGUCCGCAUACCACCUGGCCUUGCUGCCCACCACCACUCAGAGGGAUGGGCAGGAGGGUGGGCACGGCCCGCUGCCUGUAUCUUCUUGCCCCCCUUCCCCCCCCCCCCCCCUUAUUUUCUAAACCUAGUUUUGUAGGGCUAGCUGUUGCAUUUGGCGAGGAGAGCAUGCUGUACAGAAUGGCCCCUGCGGUCCCCCACAGCCUGGGGGGGGCCCUCUCAGCCAGUGCCUGUGGCCUUGCUUUUCCCACGGGAUAUUUUACUGAAUUUGUCACCUGAUUUGAAAUAAUAAAAUGUAGAAAGAAAAAAAAAAGAAAAAA